This is a messenger RNA of Balaenoptera musculus (blue whale), 1493 nucleotides long. RefSeq names its product serpin family A member 1 (gene SERPINA1). Bases 148 to 1413 code for a protein of 421 amino acids. Gene Ontology annotation, molecular function: serine-type endopeptidase inhibitor activity. Gene Ontology annotation, biological process: negative regulation of endopeptidase activity. The transcript is spliced from 5 exons. NCBI's taxonomy places the organism in Eukaryota, Metazoa, Chordata, Mammalia, Artiodactyla, Balaenopteridae. The record is from RefSeq and is a predicted model, not a curated record.
GCUGCCUGAGCCACCCAGAGCUUCCUUCCUCCUGUGCUGGCAGAGCCCAGGCGCUGCACUCAGGGGCACACAGCCUCCACGCUGCAGCCAGGAGCCCCAGGGGGAGGAGGAGUUCCUUCCACUGCAGGAACUGGGAAUUGAAGGACAAUGGCAUCCUCCAUCACGUGGGGCCUCCUCCUGCUGGCAGGCCUGUGCUGCCUGGUCCCCAUCUCCUUGGCUGAGGGUCUCCAGGGACACGCUGUCCAGGAGACAGAUGCAUCCCAGCACGAUCAUGAGCACCACCAGGAAGCAGCCUGCCACAAGAUCGCCCCCAACCUGGUCGACUUCGCCUUCACUGUGUACCGCCAAGUGGCCCAUGAGUCCAACGCCACCAACAUCUUCUUCUCCCCAGUGAGCAUCGCCACAGCCUUUGCGAUGCUCUCUCUGGGGACCAAGGGUGACACUCACACCGAGAUCCUGGAGGGCCUAGAUUUCAACCUCACUGCAAGAACAGAGGCUGAGAUCCACGAAGGUUUCCAGCAUCUUCUCCACACCCUCAACCAGCCAGACAACCAACUGCAGCUGACCACUGGCAAUGGCCUGUUCAUCAACGAGAGCGCGAAGCUAGUCAGUAAGUUUCUGGAGGAUGUCAAGAACCUGUACCACUCCGAAGCCUUCUCCAUCAACUUCAGGGAUGCUGAAGAGGCCAAGAAAAAGAUCAACGAUUAUGUAGAGAAGGGAAGCCAAGGAAAAAUUGUGGAUUUGGUAGAUGAUCUUGACCAAGACACAGUUUUUGCUCUGGUGAAUUACAUAUUCUUUAAAGGAAAAUGGGAGAAGCCCUUUGAGGCAGAGCACACCACAGAGAGGGACUUCCACGUGGACGAGGAGACCACCGUGAAGGUGCCCAUGAUGAACCGCCUGGGCAUGUUUGAUCUCCACUACUGCGACAACCUCGCCAGCUGGGUGCUGCUGAUGGACUACGUGGGUAACGCCACCGCCCUCUUCAUCCUGCCUGACCAGGGGAAACUGCAGCAUCUGGAGGACAAGCUCACCAAGGAGCUUCUCGCCAAGGUCCUGGAAAAGAGAUACACAAGUUCUGCCAAUUUACACUUGCCCAAACUGUCCAUUUCUGGAACCUACGAUCUGAAAACUCUCCUGGGUAAACUGGGCAUCACCAAGGUCUUCAGCAACGGGGCUGACCUCUCAGGGAUCACUGAGGAAGUGCCUCUGAAGCUGUCCAAGGCGCUGCACAAGGCUGUGCUGACCAUCGAUGAGAAAGGGACAGAAGCUGCGGGGACCACGUUUAUGGAAGCCAUCCCCAUGUCAAUUCCCCCGGAAGUCGAGUACAACAGACCCUUCUUCUUCAUCAUCUACGAUCAAAGCACCAAGGCUCCCCUCUUCGUGGGAAAGGUGGUGAAUCCCACCCAAAAAUAACUGCCUCUCUGGGUUCAGCUAUCCCCUCCAGGCCAGGUCCCCUUCCUCCAUGGCAUUAAAAAAUGACUGACCCGGCCCAA